Tetrahymena thermophila SB210 is the source of this 3090-nucleotide messenger RNA. Its product is annotated as chromatin assembly factor 1 subunit A. The transcript has a single exon. The record is from RefSeq and is a predicted model, not a curated record. Lineage: Eukaryota; Ciliophora; Oligohymenophorea; Hymenostomatida; Tetrahymenidae.
AUGAUUAUGGAGGAAGAAAGAUAAUAGAUUUUAAGUAGUGCUAGCAAUUCUAGAUAGAUGAAUAUUGAGUGUUAAGGCGACAGUCCUGCUUAAACGUUAAAUUAAUCUCAAAAUAAUGUUUAGUAAAGUGCAGUAGAAGUAAAUAGCCAAAACGUUUAAGAAAAUAUAGAGCAAGCAAAAGUCUUGAAUAACUAAUAAAAUGGCUAAUCUAACAUAAGUGAAUAAUACUGGCAGAGCAAAAAAAAUGGUUUUAUUUAAGAAUUAAAUAAACUGUUAAUCCAAGGAAUUGAUUUAUCUGAAUAAAUCAUGUUUGCUAUGCCAUAAGAAAUUUUAUCGUAAAAAAUAUAGGAUUACUUUUCAGCAAUCAACGAUCAAUCUAGCACUGAGUAAAUAGCUGAUUUGUAAAGGAAACUUAUCAAAGAAAGCUGCCUGUGGAUUGUAGAAGGUAAAAAUUGCAAUGAUUUCGAUUUAAUAAAACUCUGUACGGUUUUACAAGAAUACACUAAAUAAUGCUUGGCUUAAAUUUCUGAUAUAUCCCAAAAGGAUUUUGACUUUUAUCGUGACAUAAUUGGCGAAUGGGCUGAAAAAAAGAAUUAUGGAUUGAAGCUCACGAAAGAUAUAUAAACUCUGCUAUUAAAAUAAUAGAAUGAAGGAAAUUUAAGCGAUUAGCAAGUAAGUGCUUUAAAAAUAGGAUUGCAUGAAAUUUGGGAAGUAAAAGAAAUUUAGUGUCUGUCUAAUAAUACAAAGAUUGAAGAGUUAGACUAUAUUAGAAAAAAGCGUCGCUAGCACCAAGCAUUGCUUAGAGGACUAGAAAAACUCAUCAAAGCUAUAGAAAAAGGUAAAGGAGAAGAUGAGGCGUUCAGUGCUUAUCAAAAGACAGUGAUGAAUCCUCCUAAAAUGAAAGUUUAGACUAAAAUUAAUGGAAAGAGUAAUUCAUAAAAAUAAAAUUAAGUAGAUAAAAGUAUAGAAGAUAAUUUGAAAAAAAUGAAGAUUGAUAGUGGAAAAGUAACUCCAAUUGAUGUUGGGGAGAUGCAAAACGAAACUAAUUAAUAGGAAAACAGUUAAUUAAUACAGCAAGAAGCUAAGCCAAAGAAGAAGACCGCUAAAAAGUCUAAUAAAAAAGCAGCUGAAGGUAGUGAUUAGCAAAUUGAAUAAAACGAAGAUACACAAAAAUAAAGUAUUUGUGAAUCCUCUGUUAAUAAUAAUUCAAUAACACAAGAAUAAUCAAAAUAAAUUAGUUCAAAAAAAAAUUAAAACGAAUCUAAAAAAAGUGGGAACCAAUAAUAGUAAUAAUCAGCAUCUAAUACCUAAAAAGAUAAUAAUUAAAAGAAUUUACUCAGCUUCUUUGCUAAAAAGAAUAUUAAUAAUAACGCAAAUGUGGCUAAUCAAAACAAUAAUGAUAUUAAUUCAAAUAAUUUUAAUUCUUUACAAUAAACUUAAACUAAAGAUAAUUUAAAUAAUAUCAAUGAUUUAUCAGAAAAAAAUACUGAAAUUAAUUAAAUGGAAAUUAAAACUGACCAAUAAUAACCUGCUAAACCUGUUAAAAGUUUAUUACGAAGAAUAGGAGGAGCAGACCCUCGUCCAAGUCAUCUCUAAACUACAGACUUAAUUAAGGAUACUACUAAAAACUAGGAAGUAUUCUAAAUUAUUAAAUAAGAAUGCAAAAAGUAGUGGAAUUUGAUUUAAAAAAAAAAAUAAAAUUAAAACAAUAGUCAAACAGAGGUAAAAGGAUUAAAUAAAGCAGAUAAAUUUGGUAGGAGAAAGAUUUUAGUUCUUAUCCAUGAUUUUGUGCGCUAAUACAGAAAUGUGUAUUUUGAUUAAUAGAGCAAAAUCAUUAAUCCACGUAAUUUCUUGUCUAAAGACGAGGACUUAAUAUAGUAUGAUUUGGAUAGUGAAGAUGAAGAGCAAGAAUUAAACGCUGAAAACAUUGAAAACGAAGAAGAUGAUAUAGACGAAGAAGACCAAGAUGAUGAUGAUUCUGCCAAAUAGUUUGUUGUACCAGAUGGGUAUUUAUCUGAUGAAGGAUUUGAUAGUGAUAAAGAAGAUAUCUUUGAUUAAAAAAAGCUCACUUUCUAAAAUUAUAACUUCGUUGAAAAUGCUAAUAAGCAGGGAUUUAUCUUUCAAGAAAAAGACAAAGCAGGUGAUGUCUAAAACUUUUUGAUAAAUUAUAAAAUAAAAAAAUACGAUGAAUAAGAAAAUUUUCCUCUCUGUUUGAAAAAAAAGACAAAUACCUCAGAUGGAUAAGCCCAACCAACUGCAGUCAUUGUUUGGACUAAUGAAAGAUUGAAAUAAUUUAUAAGAGCAGCUCAUGGAUCUUACUAACCUAAGAAGGCACUCCUUGAACAAAUAUCGAAGAUCGAUAUAAUGAAAGAUGUUUCAAAAAAUCGUUUAGAAAAGAAAUUUAAAGAAAUAAUUUAAAAAGAUGAUAAGCAAGACGGUGAAGCUAUUAAAAGAUGGUGUGUCCAUUAAGCAAUAAUAGAGUCACUAGAAUUUGAAGAAAAUGAGAUGGAGGAACUUAAAAAAUAGCGUUAGGAGGAAUAUAAAAGCACAAGACAAAGCAAAAAGGAUGAGAAAAUUACCAAUUAAUAAUAAAAUUCUGCUUUGAAUUUGAAUAAUUUAAAUAAUAAUUAAUAAAACGGUGGGGUUUAAUAAUAAAUCAAACCAAUAGUCGGAUUAAAUAUUUUUUCAUCAGCUGCACCUCUUAAAAAGAAUAUGAAUAUUACUCCUAUUAAAUCAGUACUAAAAUCAGAUGAUGAAGAAGAAAAAUAGGAGCUUGAAAUCGCAGAAAAGAAGUAAAAGGAAAGAAUGAUUGAAGAAGCAGCAGCUGCUGCUAGCAAGAAAUAAGAAGAAGAAAAAAUAUAGUAAUCAAAAGUAGAAAAAAAAGUUAUUUAACUUUAAAGGAAAAAAGAGGAUUUAAAGCCACCUAGUGUUAUAACAGCUGAAGAAAACUCUCAAAAUCAAAUUUAAAAUAGCCAACAAAAUGAAUAACCAUCACGAAAGAAUUCAAAUAGCAUUAAUGAGAAUAGCAAUACAAGCUAAAAAAAAUAAAAAAUGCUUUAAUUAACUCUUCAAUUUAAUAAAAAAUCUUGA